UCCAAUCCCCAUCCAAUGACCUAGCCGCAUCCAUCCAAGCCGCCGCGUCCGCAUGCCCCGGCGCGCCGCCGCCGCAUCCACACCCUGCCGUCCGCCGCCGCAUCCACGUCCCCUCCAACCCCUCUGCGACGCCCUGAGCUUGCCUCGCCGACACAACCCGCAUCCAUGGUCUCUUCGAGGGGACCUGCUCUGGAAUCGCCAAUGCUUCACGCAUCUGCAGCCUCCCCUCCGCGGCUCCCUUCUUCGGCCUCCCUCCCCGACGCGGUCCACAUCGGCGACCCCCCUUCCUCCCCCUUCAGCGGCUCACACGGAAUGGAGGGAGUCGCGCCGCCGGCCAUGGCGGCAGGGGCAUCCCUCCCCGAUGCGGUCCACAUCGGCGACCUCCCUCCCCCCUUCAGCGGCUCACACGGGAUGGAGGGAGUGGCAUCGCCGGCCAUGGUGGCAGGGGCCUCCCUCCCUGACAUGAUCCACAUCGGCGACCUCCCUUCCUCCCUCUUCAGCGGCUCACACGAGAUGGAGGGAGUCGCGCCGCCGGCCAUGGCGGCAGGGGCGGCUCAGAGGACCUCAAACCUACUGGUUCCUCUCCCUGAUGGGUCAGAGCUGCCACCUUAUAAGCUGAUUGUGACAUACGGGGCGCGUUCUUACAAGAAUUACAAGGGCGACCAGUGCAUGGUGUCUUCUUGGAGCUGGGACAUUCGUGUAGAGAGGCAGACCAGUUAUGAUCAACUUGUGGGGCUGAUGCAGAGUAAAUAUCCAUGGGGAAAUGAUGAGGGUGUUGUGUUUUCAAAGUGGAAUAGUAGCAACCAAUAUUUUGUGCUAGUUCGCAAUGAUGAAGAUGUGGUCAGCAUGUAUGAUGAGAAUGAGGAAGACAAGAUUAUUAAGAUACUUGUUCAGUUCUGCAAGAAUGGUGAGGAGGAGAAGUUUGCUCAGAGUUUGCUUCAACCAAUCCGACCUUCUCCAGGAAAGGAAGUGCCCAAGCUCAUAGUGGAAGAUUUAACUCAGAAAUCUGAAUAUGAGUAUGAGAUACCCGAGGAGAACUUGACAAGGCAAGAAAAAUCUAAAGAGGGCUAUGAAGGAGAGGAUCACGUUGGAAUAGAUGAGGAGGACCAGUACCUUGAUGGCGACGAGCAGGAAAAUGGAGGUGGGCAAGCCAAAGAUGCUGACCAUAAGGCAACCGAAGAUGUUUCCCAAGAUGUCGAGGAGGAUAGUGAUGAGCAUGAAGAGGAUAGUGAUGAUCAUGACGAGGAUAGUGAUGGGGAUCCAAGUAUGACUAGCAUUGCUUUGAAGAAACGGUUGCUUGAGAAAUACCAUGUCGAUAUCGAUUAUCAAAGAGUGCUUGCAGGUAGGCGCAUAGCCUUGGACCAGAUAUUUGGCAAGUGGGAGGACAGUUUUGAGUGCUUGCACAACUGGCAGGCUGAGGUGCUUAGGAAGUGCCCAACAAGUAUUGUAGUGAUAAAUCACAAAGAGAUCGAAGGGCAGCAACGCUUCACAAGGGCAUUUGUCUAUUUUAGAGCUUGCAUUGAUGAAUUUCUGUUAGGAUGUAGACCUUACUUGAGUGUUGAUGCCACUGCCUUGAAUGGGAAAUGGAAAGGACAGCUUGCGGUUGCUUGUGGUGUUGAUGGACACAAUUGGUUGUAUCCAGUGGCUUAUGUUGUAUUUGAUUCAGAGACUAAAGAGAACUAGGAUUGGUUCAUGGAGAAUCUCAAAUCAGCUAUUGGCACACCAGAAGGCUUAGUCAUAUGCACAGAUGCAUGCAAAAGGGUUGGAAACAGCAGUGCAUACUGUAUUCCCAACUGCUGAACAUAGGGAAUGCUUUAGACACAUGAUAAUGAACUUCAGAAAGAAAUUUCAUGGCAAGGUUUUUGAAGAAAAUCUAUGGCCAGCAGCAUACACAUAUUCUCCUGCAAAGCACAAUCACCAUAUGGACAAAAUUAUGGAAGCCAAUCCGGAAGCUAUCGCAUACCUUGAUGAGUGGCAUUCUAAUUUGUGGAGCAGAAGUAAGUUCUCUACAACAUGCAAAUGUGACUAUGUCAUGAACAACAUAGCUGAGUCAUUUAAUUCGAUGAUUGAGAAAUUGAAGGGGUUCCCUGUUCUUGAAUUAUUAGACUCUUUGAGAGAAUGGCUAAUGGUCAGAUUUGAAACAAGAGCUAAAAUAGCGAGAAAAUUUGUACGUGGACUUCUAAAAAUUCUGCCAAGGAUCACCAACAUGAUGAACAAUAGAUCAAGGGGGAUAGUGUUAGUUGGGAUCUCUAGAAGUGAUGACUUGAAAGCGAAGGUCACUAUAAAGAUCCAUGGCUAUAAUUGGAAGCACUGUGUAGAUUUGGAGAAGUGGGAAUGUACUUGUAGACGUUGGCAAGUAACUGGACAACCUUGCCUAGAUGCCAUUGCAUUCAUCACAAGUAUUAGAGGAGGUCGAGAGAUAGAUGACUACGUGCAUGAGUACUACUCUGUGAAAUCAUUCAACAAUGCGUAUGUAAAAAAUGUGCCCACCAUGACCGAUAAGAAGCAAUGGCCAAUGGUCGAUGUUGGGUUCAAAUUGCACCCUCCUGUGUUGAAAAAGGCUACUGGUAGACCUAGGACACAAAGGAUAAAGUCAGCCUUUGAGAGCAUAUCGAAGAGAAGACACAAGUGCAAAGAAUGCAAAGAAUUUGGGCAUAUGCUGAAGACAUGUCCAAUACUUCAUCCUGAACGCAAGCGAAACAGGAAACGAAAAAAUGUUGAGCCUCAAGACAUAGAAGACAUAGAAUCCAAUGCCAUAGAUGCUUAAACUCUCGGCACCAGCAGUUCUAAAAAGCCGAGAAAGGGAGGUGGUAAAAGGGCAACGCCUAUCCCACUUUCUGAAGCAUCUAAGAAGACUUCUGCUACACAUGAUAGUCCCGCAAAGAACACAAGAAUCAAACAGUGUCCUCCGUCGAAGAGCACAAGAAGCAGAAAGAAGUUGUGAACCUUCCUGUGCAACUACAUGUUAUUGUGGAGCACUAUGCAUAUGGAACCUUGCUGUGUAGUUGUGUACCUGAUGCAAUUGUAGGUUAUUUUGUGGAGCACCAUGCAUAUCUGAGCCUUGUUGUGUAGAUGCAACUACAUGUUAUUUUGUGGAGCACCAUGCCUUGCUGUGUACUAUGUUCAGCUUGUCAUGUGGCUAGACCUUGCUGUACUUUGCUCAACUUGUGUGGAGCUUGCCUUUUGGGUGGUCAAUAUGCAUGCGAACCUUGCUGUUUAGACUAGAUGAUCGAUUUGUACUCCUAUGAAGUAAUUUGUUGGUAUUUAUAAUGGCCUAACCUCUUU
Molecule: messenger RNA, 3285 nt
Organism: Triticum aestivum (bread wheat)
Lineage: Eukaryota; Viridiplantae; Streptophyta; Magnoliopsida; Poales; Poaceae
Exons: 4
Coding region: 166-1683 (505 amino acids)
Source: RefSeq, a predicted model, not a curated record